Xenia sp. Carnegie-2017 is the source of this 1000-nucleotide messenger RNA. RefSeq names its product chaperone protein DnaJ-like. Gene Ontology annotation, cellular component: nucleus; cytoplasm. NCBI's taxonomy places the organism in Eukaryota, Metazoa, Cnidaria, Anthozoa, Malacalcyonacea, Xeniidae. Gene Ontology annotation, molecular function: protein-folding chaperone binding; protein folding chaperone. The transcript has 10 exons. Bases 83 to 634 code for a protein of 183 amino acids. The record is from RefSeq and is a predicted model, not a curated record.
GACGUGCCCCAUUUUCAAUAUGGCGACGAGAGAUUUUGUAUUUUGUAUAUAAAAAAUGGUUGUGAACUAAAUAGGCGCAAAAAUGGUCAUGACUAAAUCGGAGGCGCUGAAAAUUCUUGAAAUAGCUGAAGGCUCCACACAAGAUGAAAUUCGUGCAAGUUAUAAAAAGCUAGCCCUGCGAUGGCACCCGGAUAAACAUAGCAACAGUGCUGAAUCAACCAAGAAAUUUCAAGAAAUUUCUGAGGCAUACAAGAGGUUGACCAGUAAGGAAGACGAUGAUGAUAUCAGGAUAUCAAUGGCAGAUAUGUUUGAUUUGUUUGCUCACAUAUUCUUCAGCAAUAAUGGAUACUUUGCUCCAGAUAAUUUUUUUUAUUCGGAUGAUGAAUACAAUGACGAAUAUGAUGGUUACAAUGACGACGACUAUGAUGAUGAUGAUGUUGAUUUUCUUAUGUUUGACUCGGACGACGAUUUUCCCAUUUAUCGAAGUCGACAACAUCAUGCAAAGUAUUCUGAUAUGAUGGCAAGAAGAGUCAGUAAAGCAACAGCUAAUUCUUUUAAGCAAGAAAUUUUGAAAAAGAAAAAACAGGUCCGUCCAGAAAUAUCUGAAGAACAAGAGAAAAUGCCGAAGAAUUAAUACAGGAAGAGGAGAAAUCGAAGAAAAAAGCGGAAAAACGCAAAGCUAGAAGAAAGAGAAAUCGAGCUAAUCGUACGAAAAGAGAACGAGAGAAAAGUAACGACAGUAAAAAGACGAAUGAGGUGACAACAUCAAUUGAAAAAGUCGAGAAUGUUCAAGAAAAUCAAGACAGCUCGAAAGAAAAUAUAAAUCCCGAAGGCGAUGAACAAAUAGCGAAAGGAAACGAAGAGGAUUGUCCAAUGUCUUCGAAAAACAGAGAUCACGAGUGUUCAGAUGACGACAGCACCCACAAUUCAUGAAUGGAGAAUUAAUUCUAGUUUAGACAGCCAUGUUUAUGAUGUGGGUACAUUCAAACAGAAAAAAGGU